This is a messenger RNA of Grammomys surdaster, 724 nucleotides long. RefSeq names its product cytochrome c oxidase assembly protein COX19. The record is from RefSeq and is a predicted model, not a curated record. Bases 32 to 307 code for a protein of 91 amino acids. Gene Ontology annotation, biological process: mitochondrial respiratory chain complex IV assembly. NCBI's taxonomy places the organism in Eukaryota, Metazoa, Chordata, Mammalia, Rodentia, Muridae. The transcript is spliced from 3 exons. Gene Ontology annotation, cellular component: mitochondrial intermembrane space.
CGCUCUCCUCUCCGCUGUUGAUUUCGCCGUGAUGUCGACCGCAAUGAACUUCGGGACCAAAAGCUUCCAGCCGCGGCCCCCGGACAAAGGCAGUUUCCCGCUGGACCACUUCGGUGAAUGUAAAAGCUUUAAAGAAAAAUUCAUGAAGUGUCUCCGCGACAAGAAUUAUGAAAAUGCUUUGUGCAGAAACGAGUCUAAAGAGUAUUUAAUGUGCAGGAUGCAAAGGCAGCUAAUGGCACCGGAACCACUGGAGAAGCUCGGCUUUAGAGACGUAAUGGAGGGGAAGCCCGAGGCAAAGGAUGAGUGAUGAGAAGAAAACCGCAGGGCUGCGUCCCCUGCCUGGAGCAGAGCUGAGCCCUUCUGCCCUCAGAGCAGGGAGACCUGAGACUCAGCCCGUGCCGCCCAGUGGAGGGCUCUCCGUGGGGAGGGGCUCUCUGUGGGGACUUGAGAACAAAGCUCAUCCCUGCAGUACACACCAAAUGCGUCCUCUGCUGACCUCGGUUCCCCUCCAGAGAGGGAGUGUGAUAUGAUACCCCGCCCAGCGUGGCCGUCACACCACUGAGCCCUGGACAGCUGUCCACAGUGACUCAGCCUGUCACAGACCUGAGUCCUCACACCAGCACCUGAAUGGCCACCUUUUGCACUCGCGGAUAUACGCCAGCUUGCUCCCCUUGCUCUGUCUGCUUUGAACAAAAUCAGAAUACAAAGUAGGAAGUGAGAAACA